GUCAAGGUCAAACACAUGACAUAAUUUUUUUAUCACUUCGCUAGAUUCGUUGGUGUGUUAAAAAUGUAAAACGUAGAAGCCCUGGUGUUCGUGCGAUAGAAAUCUCCAAAACAGACUAAACAUGACGAAAAAAUUCGAAUUCGAUUGGCACGUGCCCGUGCCGGAGCCCCUUUUGACCGGCUGCGUCUUCGAUAGAUGGACCGAAGAGAAAGACAAUGUAGACAUGGAGCAAAAAGCCCUCUUCAAAGUAGACGAGUAUGGAUUUUUCAUUUAUUGGAAAAGCGAAGGAAGGGACGGCGACGUCCUCGAGCUGUGUCAAGUGAGCGACAUCAGAGCGGGGGGUAUACCGAAGGACUUCAAACUGCAGAAGGACCUGGUGAACCGGCACGGGGCCGAUGUGGAGGAUAAAUCUCUGACGAUAUGCAGCGGUACCGAUUACAUAAACAUCAAUUACCAGCACAUCGUUUGCCCUAACGCCGAAACCGCUAAGGCAUGGCAACAGGGCUUAAGGAAAAUCACUCAUAACAAUAAAAUCGUGAAUGUCUGUCCAAGAACAGCUUUGAUGAAACAUUGGAUGAGACUCGGCUUUUCCGUUGACCAAAAGGGUCAAAUCCCCGUGAAGGUGAUAGCUCGAACGUUCGCCUCCGGUAAAACGGAAAAAUUGGUUUAUCAAAUACUGUCCGAACUCGAUCUACCAUCCGGCAAAAACGACUCCAUCGAACCGGAAGCCUUUACCUUCGAUAAAUUCUACGCUCUGUACCACAAAAUAUGCCCGAGAAACGACAUCGAGGAAUUGUUUCGGAGCAUUGCGACGGGUAACGCGGAUCAUUUAACGUUGGACCAAUUGAUAAAUUUCUUGAAUGACAAACAACGCGAUCCUCGAUUGAACGAAAUUUUGUACCCGCUUUACGAUGAAAAACGAGCGCAGGAAAUUAUCGACACCUACGAACAGGACGAGGCUUGCAGGAAAACAGGAAAACUUACCAAAGACGGAUUAAUUAGAUAUUUAAUGUCCGAUGAAAAUGCACCCGUAUUUCUGGAUCGCCUCGACAUUUACAUGGAGAUGGAUUUGCCUCUAUGCGCUUACUAUAUCAAUUCUAGUCAUAAUACUUAUCUGAUCGGUCGCCAAUUUGGCGGCAAAUCCUCAGUCGAAAUGUACAGACAAGUACUGUUAGCCGGAUGUCGUUGCGUCGAACUCGAUUGCUGGGACGGUAGAGGCGAGGACGAAGAACCGAUAAUUACUCACGGCAGAGCAAUGUGCUCGGACAUAUUAUUCAAAGACGUAAUUUACGCCAUCAGAGACACCGCUUUCGUGACAUCGGAGUAUCCAGUCAUAUUAUCGUUCGAGAAUCAUUGCUGCAAAUCCCAGCAGUACAAAUUGGCGAAAUAUUGCGACGAAAUUUUGGGGGAUUUGUUGUUGAAAGAAUCUUUGGACGACUAUCCGCUGGAGCCGGGCGCGGCUCUUCCUCCGCCCAGCGCCCUCAAGCGUAAGAUAUUGAUAAAGAACAAGCGAUUGAAAUCGGAGGUGGAGAAGCACGAGUUGGAUUUGUUCAAGCAAGGUCAAUUCGUUAUCGAAGAUGAGGAAAGAGAAGACGCGAACGCCAGCGCCGAUAGACCGAUUCCACCGGAUAUGUCCAUCGAGAAUCCUCCGGAAGGUGGUGAAGGCGAGAUAGUGCCGCCUACUACUUACACAGGUUCCACUACGAACGUUCAUCCUUGGUUGAGUUCCAUGGUGAAUUAUGCUCAACCGGUUAAAUUUCAAGGGUUCGAUGUAGCUGAACAGAAAAAUGUGCACCACAACAUGUCCAGCUUUUCCGAACCGGCCGGUUUGAAUUAUUUGAAAACUCAAGCCAUCGAAUUCGUUAAUUACAACAAACGACAAAUGUCGCGCAUUUAUCCUAGCGGAGCUCGAGCGAAUUCAUCUAACUACAUGCCUCAAGUGUUUUGGAACGCCGGUUGUCAAAUGGUAUCGUUGAACUUCCAAACGUCCGAUCUACCGAUGCAAUUGAACCAAGGCAAAUUCGAAUACAACGGCAAUUGCGGCUACCUGUUGAAGCCGGAUUUCAUGCGUCGCCACGACAGAACGUUCGAUCCGUUCGCCGAAUGUCCAGUGGACGGCGUCAUAGCCGCCCAAUGUUCCGUGCAAGUCAUAGCCGGUCAGUUCUUGUCUGACAAAAAGGUGGGUACCUACGUCGAAGUGGACAUGUACGGUUUACCUACGGAUACUAUUAGAAGGGAAUUCCGCACCAGAAUGGUACCGGCCAACGGAUUGAAUCCUGUUUACAACGAAGAACCGUUCCUCUUCAGGAAGGUCGUUCUGCCGGAUUUGGCAGUGUUGAGGUUCGGUGUUUACGAUGAAAACGGCAAGCUGCUGGGUCAGAGGAUUUUACCGUUGGAUGGACUACAGGCCGGCUAUCGCCACAUUUCGUUGAGAACAGAGGCGAAUUUCCCCAUGUCGUUGCCGAUGUUGUUUUGCAACAUCGAAUUGAAAAUAUACGUGCCCGAUGGGUUCGAGGACUUCAUGGCCGCGCUGAGCGAUCCAAGGGGUUUCAGGAGCGCCCAGCAGAAGCAGAACGAGCAAAUGUCUUCGAUGGGCAUCGAAGUGACGGCCGAUAAGCCGGUGGAAAAGAAAGAGAAAAAGGAAGAACCUAAAUUGGUGUUCGAACCGAUUACUAUUGAAACUAUUAAACAAGACAAAGCAUUCCAAAAGACUACCAAAAAGCAACAGAAAGAGUACGACACGCUGAAAAAGAAGCAAACGAAAGAGAAACUCGCCGUGCAGAAAACCCAAUGCGCGGCCAUCGAUAAACUAAUAAAAGGCAAAAACAAAAACGAUUUGGUGAACGAUCCGGCUGUGCGUAAAUUGGUGACGGAGCAAACGUUGGAAUGGAGCGCGCUGAUGGAGCGCCACCGCAAGCAGGAAUGGGAAUUCCUGCGCAAGCAGCUGGACGACCAAAGGGACCUGUUGAGGAAGCACAUGGAGAUACUGCAGGCGAUGCAGAUGAAGCAAUUGGAGGCGAAGCACGAGAGGGAAAUGAAGGAGUUGAGCAGCGCUCAGGCUAAAAUUUCUGUCGAAACGGCCAAGGAGGUGGCUAAUGAUAAGAAUUUGAAGACUAAAAAGGAUAAAGAAAGGCGUUUGAAGGAAAAACAGCAGAAUAAUAACAAGCGGUUCGUGGACGAGCGCAAAGGGGCGACGAUUAAGCACGGACGGGAAACGGAAAAGCUUCAGUUGACUCACAACAAGCAGUUGGAAAUGCUGUCGCAUGAUAUACAGAAGAUGAUCGAUAUGUAUAAAAACGAAGAGGUGGAGUACGAAUUGUCGAGCAAGAGUGAAUUUUUCGCUUAAAAAUUUAUGUGUUUAUCCAAAUAAAUUAUGUAUUACUGUUGUUAUUCGUAUGUUUGGGGCCAAAACUCAUAACUUAGGUUAGACCCUGAAAAGGGGAAAUAGAUUAAUUAUUUUU
This is a messenger RNA of Phyllotreta striolata, 3461 nucleotides long. The record is from the annotation of a GenBank genome assembly. Lineage: Eukaryota; Metazoa; Arthropoda; Insecta; Coleoptera; Chrysomelidae.